AUGUCUACUCUUCCGACGUUCGAAAUCCUGGGGUUCCCAGUAUCCCUUCCCAUCCUCAUCAUCUCCCUCUUAGCUGUCGUCAUAAUCCCAAUCAUUUUGGGCAAACUUCUCACAUCAGGCUCAAAAACUGGUCCCUCAUCCGUCAUCCUUCUCGCCGGCCCUCGAGAUGCCGGAAAAACCAGCCUUCUUUUAUACCUCCAAGAGAAAACUCUCAUCCCGACUCAAACCUCCACUACCCCAGCGAUAGUAAAACUUCCCCCAUCAGCCCUCUCGCCCGCCGGCUCCGAAGAUGAUGGCUCCACGAAACCGUUCCACCUAAAAGACACGCCAGGUCACCCGAAGCUCCGUUCUACGGCUAUAAACACAAUCAUCCAACCUACCGAAUCAUGCAUGGGAGUAGUUUAUGUCCUCGACUCUGCGGUUCUAUCCACUCAGGCACGGAUUACGGAUACCACGGAAUACCUCUAUGAACUUCUCCUAGCUAUCCAAAAAAGAUAUGCGGUUUUAUCCGAGUCUAACACCUCCACGGAACCUAUUCCGUUGUUAAUCGCCUGCAAUAAAAACGAUCUGUUUACGGCUCUUCCGUCAACUAAGAUUAGCAAUUUGCUCCAGACGGAAUUAAGUAGGAUGAAAGAAACUAAGAGAAAGGGACUUUUAGGUGCUGGAGCCGGAGAGAAUGAUGACGAAGAUCUAGAUUUAGUUCUUGGUGAUGAAGCCUCCGACCAAAUCACUUGGGAGGGCCUCAAAGAAUUUGGCGUGGAAAUAUCCAUCCAGAGCGGAAGUGUCAAGAGUGGUAAUAUCGACGGCUGGAAAUCGUGGAUGGCUGCUUGCUUAGACGCUUGA
Molecule: messenger RNA, 843 nt
Organism: Orbilia oligospora ATCC 24927
Lineage: Eukaryota; Fungi; Ascomycota; Orbiliomycetes; Orbiliales; Orbiliaceae
Exons: 2
Coding region: 1-843 (280 amino acids)
Source: RefSeq, a predicted model, not a curated record